Phalacrocorax carbo (great cormorant) is the source of this 3517-nucleotide messenger RNA. NCBI's taxonomy places the organism in Eukaryota, Metazoa, Chordata, Aves, Suliformes, Phalacrocoracidae. The record is from RefSeq and is a predicted model, not a curated record.
CUCCCCCGCCCCCUUCCCCCCGCCGGUGCCUGCAGAGCCCCCGGCUCCUCUCCUGACAACAAAGGGGGAAGCGGCCUCCCCCUCCCGGUCCGCCCUCCCCGGCGCGGGGCACGGGAGGUACUCUAGCAUUGGAUUUAAGUUCUACAGAAGCCCGGGUUAAAACUGGGCUUUGAAGCAGACAAGGAAACACCAAGCAGGCCUGUUGCUGGAAACAGAGAAGAAGGAGGGAACAAGUUAAUAGAAUUGGAGUCUCUUAAUCUUUUACUGCUCUGUGAUUAUGAGCUACAGCUGUAAUUUCUUCUGCUAUACCUUUUGAGGCAGAAUUAUAUGGAUACAACAGAGAAGAAUGUUAACUGUGAAAUGAGUUAUUUAGGUAUAGCACUUCAGCACUUUUGCUUUUUGCAAAAACACAGGACUGCAGCUUCUUUUUUUGCAAAGUUCUUCCUACUGCAAGGAACAUUUAAUUUCAGUUUCUAGUGGUUGGGCUUCAUUGCCGGAAAUGACCGUAGUGAUUGAAGUUCCUCAUAGUCCGAACACAAAAAUUGACUUGUAGCUUGGGCACUGAGGAAACACUUCAUAAUCUGUGGUGACUUUCUGCACUGGGAAAUAUGCAAAACCAUGGGGCACAUGAAAACAUAGGCCUGCAGUCCCAGCCGCCUCCCAGGGAGCAGAAUUACGGAGCGACUGCAACACGUGUGAGACAAGGUCCAUUUGUGUCUGUGUCAAGGAGCGGUCCAGCAAAGAGAGAUUACCUGACAGUUGCUGUGCUGUGCUAUGUGAAUUUAAUAAAUUUCAUGGAUUGGUUCAUUGUACCAGGGAUCCUGUUAGAUAUACAGAAAUACUUCAAGCUUAACGAUGGGGAUACAGGCCUACUGCAAACAGUCUUCAUCUUGUGUUACAUGCUGGCUGCCCCCAUCUUUGGAUACCUUGGUGACCGGUACAAUAGGAAAAUCAUCCUUGGAGCUGGUAUUUUCUUCUGGUCUGGUGUAACAUUAGGCAGUUCAUUCAUCAGUGAAUUGUAUUGCUGGAUAUUCUUUCUUUCACGGGGACUAGUUGGCAUUGGCACGGCCAGUUAUUCCACAGUAGCACCUACCAUCAUUGCAGACCUGUUUGAGGAAGGAAAAAGGACCACAAUGUUAUCUAUCUUCUAUAUCUUCAUUCCAGUGGGAAGUGGUCUUGGUUACGUCCUAGCAGCCGGCAUGGCAGAUGUCACAGGUGACUGGCACUGGGCAUUCAGGGUAACUCCUUGCUUGGGAGGGCUGGCACUGGUUCUUCUGAUUCUACUGGUCCCUCACAGGACCCAGAGACGGACAGCAGCACACAGAGCACUGAGCAUCUCCGGCACAAUACGCGUAGCAGCUGAGAAACCAGGUGUACAGAGAACUGCCAAGACUACUUGGUGUCAAGAUGUCAUAUCACUUGCCAAGAAUUGGAGUUUUGUCUGGUCCUCGCUGGGGCUGACUGCCAUGGCCUUCGUUACUGGAGCCCUGGGAGUGUGGGUACCACUGUUUCUUUACAGGGCUCAGGUUGUUCAGGGCAUCGUAUCACCAUGCCUCCAAGAAUCAUGCAAUUCAUCUAACAGCCUAAUAUUUGGAGGCAUCACCAUUGGGACGGGAAUCUUGGGUGUCAUUGCUGGGGCAGAAGCUGCAAGAAGAUUAAGGAAGAUAAACAAUAAAGCUGAUCCUCUGAUCUGUGCCACAAGCAUGUUCAUUUCUGCUCUGUGCCUCUACAUAGCUCUGAUGGUGGCCCAGGACAACAUCCUUUCCACUUUUAUUUUUAUUGCAUUUGGAGAACUGUUUUUAUCUGUAAACUGGGCUGUUGUGACAGACAUACUGUUGUAUGUUGUGACACCAAGACGGCAGUCUACAGCUAUUGCCCUGCAGAUUUUGGUGAGCCAUUUGCUGGGAGAUGCAGGCAGCCCCUAUCUCAUUGGGAUUCUCUCCAAUGCUAUCCAGGCCAAGAACGCUCACUCGUUCCAGUGGAGUUUCUGGAGCAUGCAGUACAGCUUCAUCGUGUGUGCUUUUGUUGGUGUCUUUGGAGGAGGCUUUUUCCUCCUGACAUCUUUCUACAUUGAGGAAGAUCGUAAGGAGGCGGAGCAGCUUUGAGGUACCAGAAAUGAAUGCUGUCUUUCAAAUGAAGAUGAGCUCUGGGGCAAGAUUUGCAAAGAAGAAUGUCCUCUCCUUUUUCUUUCCUUUUUGCUUAAUGAGAUACAACUAGAGAAAAGGCCAAAUAACAAUUCCUCCAUAUGGCAGAAAAUCCUGCAUUCUGACUUUUUGGGAUGCUUUUGACUGUGAGUCAAAAAUUGCUACUCCAUUGGCAUAUGGCAACCCUCCCCCAUCUGUGAAACAGGCACAAGUAUUCUGUGGAGCUGGGGAGCUCCAGAAAGUAGUGUAUAGAGCUGUCACAGGCACGACUGCUAACCUAAACAAGACAGUAGCAUUUAAGGCAGAAUGUCUUGUGGAGAUUAGGAAGGGAAGCCUACGAAUUCACAGCAGGAUAAGAUUUGCCUGCAGAAUUUGGAAAAUGUAGAUAGUACAAAAAGUGUUUUCAGUCAUUUGAAAUGACCAAGAGAAGCAGAAACUAUCAAAGUCAGUGUCAGAUUCAAGAGUGGCGGGUUGUGAUCAUUUUAUAUGUAAUAUGUUAAUGGCCUCUUUCUAAUCCUCUGAGGCUCUUCAGUGUAUCCUCAGGCCUCAUCUCCUCAUGAAUGAACAGUAGUAGCUGUAAAACCACUUAAAUGCAAUGAUCCAUGUGAGCACUUACCUCUCAAGUGUGUAAGACUUUGGAGGUGGUAUCUAUUGUCAUAAUAUCGUGCCAGGUGCCAAACAGGACAUGGUUACUGUGGCCGACUUCUGUUGUUUGAGGUGGUGUCGUUCCCUCCAGCACCUUAAAGCCAAAGCCUGAGGAAGAUACUAGCAAGUGAAUUGUGAAGUAUUCUGAAUCUUGCCUGAUUUUCCCAGUAAAUCAUAAAGCACAAUAUUCCUGUAACAACUGCAAAUAUCUAAUAUCAUUAUAAAUACCAUAACUCGGCAACUGCAGGUUUUUGUUUCUCCCUCUGUCUCCCUCAUUUUUAAAAAAUCUCUUCUGAAACCUGACUUAAGCCCAGGUAGUGAAAUUGGGUCAGAGCUUAUGCCAUUAUGGGAAAUAAUAGAGAAUUUUUUUGUGAUACUCUGUAAGAGUGUAAUAAAUGUCUUUAAAAUAAAAGUUGGAAUUCUGAAAGACUGAGCAACUCUUUCUGGUUGUAAAAACUAGCCAAAGCCAUUAUACCACAGACUUUUUGGAAAUUCAUGUGGUGCCAGAGAGCCCAUGUCCAGCAAGGGAUUUUUACUACUGGGUAUGGACGCAUCAGCUUGUAGAGGUCCUAAGUGCUUGCCUUACCAUUUUUUGGGCUAUUUUUAAGCUACCUGGUAGCAAUGUUUGGACUGAAACCUCUUGCUUACAUUCAGCAGACCUGCUGAAAUUUGUAGCAUUUGUCUUACAGCUAGAGGGAGAACAAUUCACUUUGCAGCAAUGCCUCAUU